Molecule: messenger RNA, 3800 nt
Organism: Sphaeramia orbicularis (orbiculate cardinalfish)
Lineage: Eukaryota; Metazoa; Chordata; Actinopteri; Kurtiformes; Apogonidae
Gene: smc6
Product: Structural maintenance of chromosomes protein 6-like
Exons: 27
Coding region: 111-3386 (1091 amino acids)
Biological process (GO): double-strand break repair via homologous recombination; chromosome organization
Cellular component (GO): nucleus; Smc5-Smc6 complex; chromosome
Molecular function (GO): ATP binding; protein binding; single-stranded DNA binding
Source: RefSeq, a predicted model, not a curated record
UAUUCACGCGAGAUUUCAAGAAAUACAGGGCGCGAAUUCGAUCAUCUGUGCUUUGCGGUGUUGUGUUGUGUACAAGCAAGAGCUGUCACAACUUGGGUUAAGAGCUCACCAUGGCUAAAAGAAAAAGUUCAACGAUCAGAGACAACCCAAGCAAACGGGUCAGAUCUGCUGGAGUUGAAGAAGAAGAGGAUGAAAAUGUUCUCGACGGUGAAGAAGACGGUCCUCCUCUCAGGAAUCAGUUGCAGUGUGCCAGCAAGGUGGAGAGUGAUGCAGGGAUUGUGGAGAGCAUUACAUUGAAGAACUUUAUGUGCCACUCCCACCUUGGUCCAUUCACCUUCGGGCCAAAUGUCAACUUUAUUGUUGGCAACAAUGGAAGUGGAAAGAGUGCCGUUCUGACAGCUCUCAUAGUUACCCUAGGCGGGAAUGCACAGGCUACAAACAGAGGAUCAUCCCUCAAAGGAUUUGUGAAGGAAGGAGAAGGCUCAGCUGAUGUUUCGAUUACCCUGCGGAACAAAGGAAGGGAUGCAUUCAAACCAGAAGUUUAUGGUUCAUCCAUCAUUGUAGACCUGAGAAUAACUCGUGAAGGCUUGAGAACCUAUAAAAUGAAGAACAAAUCAGGUCAGAUUGUCACAACCAAAAAAGAGGAGCUCCUUUCCAUCCUGGACAAUUUUAAUGUUCAGGUAAACAACCCUGUGUCAGUUCUUACCCAAGAGAUGAGCAAAUACUUCUUACAUUCUAAAGGAGAAGGAGACAAAUAUAAGUUUUUUAUGAAAGCUACGCAACUGGAGCAGAUGAGAGAGGACUUUUUCUACAUCAAAUCAACCAAAAGUGUCACAGAAGAUAAAGUGGGGCAAUAUAGUGAAUGUUUGAAAGACUUGAAGCGAACGUACCUGGAGAAAGAGGACCGCUACAAGAGCCUGGCAUCCCUUGAUGAAAUGCACACUAAACUGGAAGAGUUACAGAAGCAGAUGGCCUGGGCUUUGGUGAUGGAGAUGGAGAAAGAAUUGGAACCAAUGAAAGAAAAACUGCGAGCGGAGAACCAUUCCACAGAGAAAUAUGAUGAGAAGGUGGCAGAAUGGAAAAAUAAGAUUGAGGAGGCUGAGAAAAAGUACAAAGAGAUCCAGGAGCAGUUGGAUAAAAUCACCCAGCAAGUCCAGGAGCUCCAGCCUAAAUGUGCAGAACUGAAAGCAGAAGCUCAACAUUGUAAUACCCUUCUGAAGUCCAGUGAGGUCACUGUCCACAGAUGUAGAGCAAACCUGAGAGUCUUGGAAAAGGACAAGGUUCAACUGUCCUCAAGAAUAAAUGACCUGAAGUUGAGCAUCAGUCAAACAACAGGAGCAGAAAGCCAGGCCAGGACAAUGCGCUCGGAGCAGAUCCAGGCUGACCUGGAAAACUUGAAUCACCAUAUCUCCACUCUGGGCCAGCAGAUCGACCAGUACCAACACGCCUGCAGCCGAGCUAAGGAAGAGCAAGGAAAGAUGAGGAGAGAACAGGACAUGCUCCAGAGGUCCAUUGAGACCAACAGAAGGAACCUUCAGACCAUGGAGAGCAGUCGCUCCAAUCGUCUGCGUCGCUUUGGAGAGCACAUGCCUGAUCUCCUCAACGCCAUCCAGGAUGCUCACAAAAGGGGCCAGUUCAAACAGAAACCCCGAGGACCUCUGGGUUUCCUUAUUAGUCUGAAGGACCCAGAGCUGGCCCUAGCAGUAGAGGUCUGUCUCAAAGGUCAGUUACAGGCCUUCACUUGUGACAACUACGAGGAUGAGAAGGUGCUGCAAGGCAUCAUGUUCAAAGUGUUCCCAAAGGGACGAAGGCCUACCAUCAUUACCAGCCGGUUUCUCCAACAUGUCCAUGAUACAAAGAGGAGAGCUGUGAACCAUCCUCAAUACCCGUCUGUGCUUCAAGCUUUGGAAAUUGAAGACCCAGUUGUUGCGAACUGUCUGAUUGAUCAAAGGGGUAUUGAGAGCAUUCUGCUCAUUAAGAAUCGCACUGAGGCUCGAAGACUGAUGCAGGGCAAAAACCCUCCCCACAACUGUACCUCAGCCUUCUCAAAGGAUGGAGAUCAGAUCUUCACUAACCGCACUUACACAGCAGAUCAGACCAGAGCCAACUAUCUGUCUGGAGACGUGGAGGAGGAGAUCAGGCUCUUACAGAGAGAGAUAGAAAAUCAAACAGCUCAAGCAUCUCGUUUCAAACAACAGAUGAAGAAGUUGGAUGACGAGAUCAAACAGAACGAGGGGUUGUUGAGAAGAACCCACAUAGAGCAGAAGACUACCAAAGAUAAAGCUACUAAGCUCCGGCUGGAAUUGACGGACAUACAGAAUGUAGAAGAGCCACAGUCAGAGGACCUCAAGCCCUUGGAGGAAGAUCUUGAGGAGAUUAUUACAAAGAUCACGUCAAAACGUGCUGAGUACGAGGAAGCAAGGAUUCAGAUGGCUGACCUGAAGGCCUCUUAUGAAAAGGCAGAGCGGGAGUACAAGCAGCAUAAAGAGCAGAUCAACACCAUAGCAGAGGAAGCUGACCCAAUCAAGGAGGAUCUGAGUAAGACUGACCAGGAGGUUUUGAAGUGCAAACAUCACAAGAAACACUACGAUGAGAAACGCAAUGUCCAACUCCGCAACAUCCAAACCCUGAAAGAGAGUUUGAAGAGCAAAGAGCAGGAACUUCAAGAAUCGGUGACAAAGGCCAAAUUGAUUUGUCCAGAGCGUCUAGAAGUCCGUCGAUCAGCCAGGAGUUUGGACACUGAGAUCAGUCGUCUGAAGGUGAAGAUAACCACCCAGCAGGAGCAUCAGGGCGACCGCGAGGAGAUUUUAAGGCAGUACAACGAGGCACUGGAGAACUACACAAACAUGGUGCAGCACGUGAAGAACCUCAACAGCUUCAUCAAAAAGCUCGACAGUGUUAUGAACCAAAGGCAGCAUGUUUACGCUGAGUUCAGGAGGUUCCUCUCGGCCCGUUGUAAAUACUACUUUGACAGCAUGCUGUCUCAGAGAGGCUACACAGGAAGCAUGACAUUUGACCACAAGAAUGAAACCCUGUCCAUCUCUGUUCAACCAGGCCAAGGGAAGCAGGCUGACAUGAGUGACAUGCGCUCUCUGUCAGGAGGCGAGCGUUCCUUCUCCACUGUUUGCUUUGUUCUCUCUCUUUGGGCCAUUACAGAGGCGCCUUUCCGCUGCCUGGAUGAGUUUGAUGUUUACAUGGACAUGGUGAAUCGGAGAAUAUCCAUGGACAUGAUGCUGAAGGUGGCUGCUGGUCAGAGUUACCGACAGUUCAUUUUCCUCACACCGCAGAACAUGAGUUCGCUUCCUGAGAGUGAAAACAUCAACAUCUUGCGUCUCAAAGAUCCAGAUCGUGGUCAGAACAACGCAUCACAGGGGCCAGGGAAGUAAAUGACAACAACUAGUUCUCAUUUCAUUUUAGCACAUGACUAUUUUUCCGGUUGGAGAAACACUUUUAUUUCCAAUACUUUGAUUUGUGGAGUUUUCCAUGAUAAAAUGGUACUUUUUUUGUUCUGUGUUUUUGGACUGAGUUUAACAGACUCAGACGGCAGGAUAGGGCUGUAUAUUGAUCUCUGUCUUUUGACUCUAAAAACUUGAAUUAUUUGAACAUUUUGUAGAAUAUCAACCCCCAACAAAAUCUUAUUUCGAACUGUUAUUUUAUGGGUUACUGUUUAAAGUGGAGAUUUUCUGUUAUUGUCAAUGCCAAAUGGCUUGAAAACUGCCACAUUCAGUGAAUGUCAAUGUUUGCAUAAAGGAUUUGAUCAUUAAAAGAAUUUCAGAUAGAAAUGGCUUUUGCUUGUUUUU